This is a messenger RNA of Plasmopara halstedii, 1710 nucleotides long. Its product is annotated as splicing factor u2af large. The record is from RefSeq and is a predicted model, not a curated record. Gene Ontology annotation, biological process: mRNA processing. Gene Ontology annotation, cellular component: nuclear speck; commitment complex; U2AF complex. The transcript is spliced from 3 exons. NCBI's taxonomy places the organism in Eukaryota, Oomycota, Peronosporomycetes, Peronosporales, Peronosporaceae. Gene Ontology annotation, molecular function: pre-mRNA 3'-splice site binding; poly-pyrimidine tract binding. Bases 1 to 1710 code for a protein of 569 amino acids.
AUGGCUGGCCGUGGACGCGAGCUUACGCUUCCUGCUUGGAUGAAAAGACAACAGGAACAAAAAAGCAGUUAUCAUCCUCCAUCUUCAUCGCGUGAAAGUGUAUACUCUGGGCCAUCGGCGCACCAGCAUCAGCGAAUGCCUUCCUCACUGCCGUCUCAAUAUGACAAUGCGCCGGAAGCGCGAAGUGGAAGCUCAAUCACAGCGAAUUUACCUGAUGACCGCCGCCGCGAUUCGCGCCGCAGUCACCGUAUACGCUCGCGCUCGCCGCACCGCAGGGACCGCAGUCGCAGCAAAGAAAAACGCUCUUCGCGCCAUCGUUCGACUCAUGAACGCCGCAGCCGCAGUCGGGAGAAUGAUCGCCACCGUUCCCGCGAUUACAUGGAGCGCCACUCGUCCAGACGUAGUCGGAGCUGCUCCCGUUCAUCGCCACGUGUUGUCCGACGCCGCAAGAAAUCAAAUUUUGAUGUCCGACCGCCUGGUGUGACAGAAGAGAAUGCCGCAGCUUAUGCAGCGCAAGCCAUUUUACAGCAAAAUAUGGCGGCGCUGUCUGGUUCCGUUGGUCCAGCGUCUUUUGGACCGCCGCAAAACGUAAUGACAUCCACUGGAAACUCGUCAGCGCAAUCAUCGUACGCACAUGCAAGCGUAGCGACGGCAUACGGACUGCCUGGCAUGUCGCAGCAGACGCGGCAUGCUCGCCGGCUGUAUGUUGGUGGGAUUGGCGAGAUCUCAGAGGCAGAAAUUACAGUAUUCUUUAAUGACGUGAUUGAUCGUGCUCUGGGUGAGAAGCAGGAAGGUGGCUCUGUAGUGUCUGUAUACAUUAACCGUGAGCGUCAUUUUGCUUUCGUGGAACUACGCACCAUUGAGCUCACCACGGCAUGCAUGAACUUGGAUGGUGUGUCGUACAAUGGCCAGCCUUUAAAGAUUCGCCGUCCGAACGACUAUAAUCCUGGUACGGUCCCUACGGAUCUCGGGCCAAUCCCGCAGCUAAAUUUGGCUGCUUUGGGAAUUGUAUCGACUACUGUGAGUGACGGUCCGGGUAAGAUUUUCGUUGGCGGUUUGCCGUAUCAUUUGAACGAAGAGCAGGUGAAGGAACUGCUGCAAGCGUUCGGUCCAUUGCGAUCAUUCCAUCUUGUAAAAGAGCUAAGCUCAAACCUCUCAAAAGGUUAUGGGUUUUGCGAAUACAUGGAUGUGAACGUGACUGACGCUGCGUGCCUUGGACUUAACGAUAUGAGACUGGGGGACAAGACUCUUACGGUGCGUCGAGCAAUGUCACAGGAGAAUGCCAAGGCGGUCGCAAGCGCUGCAGGCACAGUGAACACGGGUUUAGAACUGGGUUUAGAUCCGUCGCAGGCUGCGAUGCAAGCGAUGAGUCUGGCAGGGAUAACAAGCGUGCCACUUGGUCCACCUACUAGAGUUAUUGUGCUGCAUAAUAUGGUCACACCGGAAGAGCUUGAGGAUGAAGAGGAGUACGCAGACAUUGUAGACGAUAUUAAGGGUGAAUGCGAGCGGUUUGGAGCCGUUCCGUCGUUGUUGCUUCCGCGUCCUCGUGAUGGUGUUCUCAGUGCCGUUGGUAAGGUCUAUGUUGAGUUUAGCGAUGUGCAAUCGGCCCAGAAUGCAGCCGCAGAGCUUCAUGGUCGCGGGUUUUCUAAUCGAACGGUGGCCGUCGAGUUCAUGGAUGAAGGAAAGUAUGCGCGUCGGGAGAUUACUUAG